This is a messenger RNA of Plasmodium vivax (malaria parasite P. vivax), 4191 nucleotides long. RefSeq lists its product as hypothetical. The record is from RefSeq and is a predicted model, not a curated record. Lineage: Eukaryota; Apicomplexa; Aconoidasida; Haemosporida; Plasmodiidae. Bases 1 to 4191 code for a protein of 1396 amino acids. The transcript has a single exon.
AUGAAAAAAAUAAAAUUUAGGAGCUUCACGCAAAUUGUUGCCGUUUCGAAAAAAAAAGACAAGUGCGUGAAAUUCUCCCGAUUAAGUCUGAGCGAAUUGCUUCAGUACAUACUUGUGUAUUUGUCAGAGGAGGGCGACGUGAAAACGUGGAACGGCAUAUUUUUGCAGGUAGACAAAUUGGUGUCCAAAAAAGGGGGGGGCGAAGAGUACAAAGCGGAAUUGAACGCCUUUUUCGAUAAGCUGACCAACAUGGAGUACUACGGUGUGCUGGACCAUCUGAAGGAUGUGGAGGAGGGCGUGAAAAACGGCAUUUUGAAUGGCGCCUUUUUCGAGUGCCUCGUGUUGUCCCUCAGGGGGAGGGACAUAACGUAUUUGCACGAGCGGGGGGGGGAGCGGCGGCGAGGGGGAGAAGCAGAGUUGGCAGAGCUGGCGGACUCGCCGCAGAUGAGAAGCGGCAGCCCGGCGGAGACCACACAUGGCGACCCCGCGCAGGCCGCGAAAAAGCGCGAAGGUAAGGUAAAAUCGUACGUGAAAAACUUGAAGCAUCUUUUAAACAUCUCAGGCAGCAGGAGGGGGUCGACAUCGCUUGAGGAGCAGCAGUGGCAGUCGGGGGGUGAAGAGAAAAGGCUGGACCAUUUCUCCGAAAAAGGGGAGGCAUCACGUGCGAAAAACUCAGCCAUUUUCAGAGACACGCAGAACGACGUAACAAUGAUCAGGAAGUGGUUUACCCUGUUGAGUCACUUCCCCAGCAAAUCUGAGCACGUCCCCAUGUUAAGAGAUUAUUUGAAUAGAAUGUUUAGGAAGCACAUCGAAGAGCUGAUUCGAAAGGAGUACUUUUCCAAAACGGUGCACCAGAUGACGAACCAGAUAAACAGUAAAAGCAUACACGCCCUUAUAAUGACCUACGAAAGGAAGCUGGGCCAGAUGGAGGCAUAUGAUUUUAGCUACAGCUUGAUUAUUCUCCUUCGGUUUAUGCUGUUCAGCCAUAGUCUGUUUAACAGGAUUGUCGAGCAUGCCAUUGGGAAUCCCUUGGCCAAACUGAAGAGUGAGAGGCACUUGGUCCGUUUCAUGAAGAGCGUGGAUGGCUACCCGCUCGUCCAUCCCUCCGGUGCAGGGGUUAGGAGUGCAGAAAUUAGCGGUGUAGGGGGUAGCGGCGGAGAAAUUAGCGGCCAAGAACUCAGCGACUCAAAUUUUAACGGCACGGAAAUUUUUCAGUGCAACAUGAACGACCUGUACAAUUCCACCUUUUCCAUUUUCAUCAAAAAGUUGAGCAAAAAACUGAAGUGCUACUCGCUAGAUAAUUUGCUCUUCCUUUCCGAGUGCCUGGGCAAGGUGAUCUUUAUGCCGAGCACGCAGAACCAGGUGCUGCAUGUCUUCAUUAACAAGCUGCGCUACUACAUCGAUAAUGCUUUGCACUUUUCCACGGUGGAUAACCAGACGCUCAUUCGCCUCUUUAAGAUAAGCUCCUUCUUUUCCUUCGUCCCUGAGGUGGACAUUUUUGUGAGCAGCGCGGUAAAGGGGAGUGGGAGGGUACGCAGGUUUGUAGGCGGUGGGGUAGCUGUCCCGUCGAAGGGUCCCCCCGUGGGAGGGGCGGAAAACGUACCAGAAGGAGGGGCAGUCCCCCCAUCGGGAGAAGCGGAAAGUGUACCAGUGAAGGACAGCCCGCCGCCCACAGGGAACAAAAAAAUACUCAAGGGGAGAAAUGACGAUACAUUGGAUGAAAAGAGCAAAAAAAAAAGCAUAUGUUUCAACCUGAGUGAGAAGGGAGUGAUCAAUUAUUAUUAUGACAAAGCGGAGGAGACGCACACAGUUGCCCAUCCCAGGAAUGUUCUAAGGAGCUACGACUUGCUCCAGGUGAGGGACAAUGUCUACGAUGUGAAUAAGUACCUCCUCAAUUACAGCUUCAAUCAGGACUCGGGGAAGAAGCAUAAGAGGAGCAAGUUUUCGCUGAAAAAUAUGGUGACGCUCCUGUGCGAGCAGAUUGAUAGGAGUUUGGACGACGUGGUGAGGGAGCUGCGCGGGGGGGUCCCCGCUGGUAGGGAAGCGGUUAGCCAAGCGGUUAGCAAAGCGGCUAACGAGGUGGGCAGCAAAGCGGUUAACGAGAUGGUCAGCCAAACGGACUACCCCCCCUGGAGCAGAGACCAACUGGUGGACGAAAUAAAACGCAUCAACGAGAAGAACGCCGAGCGCGGCGGCAAGUGCCCCGGGGGGGACCACCCCCACAGGGAGAGCGAGCUCUACAAAAGGUACCUCAUCUUUUACGAUUUCAGCGUGCUGAGCGAUGUGGUGAAGUUCACCCACUUUUCCAUCAACACGAAUAAGCACACGUACGAGUUAGUCAAGACGAUCAAGCGGAGACUGGAGGAAAUGCUUCUCUUUUAUGGCUUGAGUGGAGUGCCCCCCAAGCGGGGAGCCGACCUCACUACGAGUGGGUUAUGCGGCCACAAGAUGAAACACAUUGCCACGUUUCAGCUGUACCACUUUUACUGUGCCUGUAAGAACUUCAGCCCGUCUUUCUUGUUCGAAUUUUUUGACACCCUGUUGAAGCUGACGCCUAAAAUUAAUGUGAUUGACUUGGACAAGGCUAGCGAUCUGUUUAGUAAGAAAAGAAUGAACCGAAUGGAGCACCUGGAGAUCUUCCAUAAGGUGAGGGACCGCCACGUGACCAUCCCCUUCGUUGUCUCCCUGUUGCAAUCGUUGAGGGUGAUCAUUUCGUCUAAUUUGUUCCUCACGAAUGAUGUUCUUAGGGAGCAUGUCAGCACCAUGGUGCAGUACUCGUACUACGUGUUGUUCUUUUAUUACUACAGUAAGGAGAGGAGUGGGCGUCUUCUCAAGGGUGGCGGGAAAGAACGCGUCGAUGAUGGGCAGUCCCCCAUUUGUGAGGGCGGCCAAGUGGAGGGCGGCCAACUGGGGAGCGGCCAACUGGGGAGCGGCUACGUGGAGAGCACCCAGCGUGACGGCGGAAGCGACCGCUCGGCCAUCUCCAGCGUAAUGAAGUCAACCGAAAGGCGCAGAAAGUUGUGCCUCUUCGAUAACGUGCAUUUGGAGGACCUGUGCAACACCUACUUGUGCCUGUCCACAUCGCUGUACUUCCUAAACAGGGCGGAGGAGAAAUCCAACCAAGUGAAGCAUCUCAUUUUUCUGGAGGAGAGGUUCCUAAAGUUAGUCACCAAGGUGAAGUACAUGAAGUACCUAUCGGAUAGUUUUAUUUUUUUUUUAUUCAAAGCACCGUGCACGCUGAAAUUGGAAGAAGCGUUCGAUGGGGUCAUUCCAUCGUUGAAGAUGCCCAACCGGAGGGGCAGAAAGACGAGCGAACUUCUCUCCUCCAUAACGCAUUCGCAGAGGGAGAAGAUUUUGAGUGUCCCUGCAGCGACUGCCUUUUUCCUGUGCAAAGUUAAGCUGACCAUGUCGGGCGGCGGCGGCAAGGGGGAGGUGAAUGCCCUUCGGGUGGAGAACACGCGCAGGCUGUUUGAGGCGCUCAUCGACGGUUACAAGUUGCUGGCGAGCUGCGUCGAGCAGGUGUUCAUUACUGGGGGGGGGGAAGCGGUCAACAGGGGGGGCAACUCAACCGAUGGGGAGGAGUACCCCUCUGACAAUUCGCACAUUUCCAACCAGGGCACAUCCUUCCGAGGGGGGGCGCACUUCUCCGUGGAGGACACCCCGGGAGGAAGCAGCCUGUAUGGAAGCAGCCCGGAUGGAAGCAGCCUGCAUGGAAGCAGCCCGUAUGGAAGGACCUAUUCUCAUUUACCCUACCUCCUGUCAAGCAAACUGGACGUGAAGCAAAAUGGCCAUUUGGAGGCCCUCAUGGGAGACAUGUUCUUCGGCGUGCACGAGGUGAAGUCUUUGCAUGAGCUCCAAAGCACGCUGCUGAAAACGGUUAAGCAUUUGGAGGUGGCCCAAAUAAACUUAAAGGUAAAUUAUAAAAUAACGCAGAUUCAGCAGAUACAUAAUGACGUCUUGGGUUACCUGGCAGAGCUGUCCAACGUGGUUAGGGACUGCCUGUACAUCGUCUUCCUCUCGCAGCCCUACGUUCAUAAGUCCCCCAAGAAAUACGCCACCAAGAAUUUGCUCAACUACUUCAUUAACAAGUGCAAGUUUGUGAGCGACUACAACCUCUUCGACGACUGCAGCGGGGGGUCCUUCGGCGAGUUGAGGCGCAGCAAGUACAUGGCGAACGAGCUCUGCCGCUAG